This is a messenger RNA of Aspergillus luchuensis, 2427 nucleotides long. RefSeq lists its product as uncharacterized. The coding region runs from base 1 to 2427 and encodes 808 amino acids. NCBI's taxonomy places the organism in Eukaryota, Fungi, Ascomycota, Eurotiomycetes, Eurotiales, Aspergillaceae. The transcript has 5 exons. The record is from RefSeq and is a predicted model, not a curated record.
AUGAAGUUUUUUGCCACUGCUCUAGGUCUUCUGGGCCUUGUCCCAUUGGCAGUUGAUGCUUCAACAACAUCGCGGACUCUCACCCCCGCGCAUCCUCCUGGCCACAAUGCUAGUGACCCAACUCAUUUGUCUCCAGCAGUCACGCAAAAUCUCCACUUCCGCGAGAAUGGGAAAACUGAAAACGACACAUCCUCCUUUGGCCAUAUGGUCUCGAACUUUAAUCACCCCACAGUCGUUCUAGACCAUUCCUUGCACAUUUCUAGUGUCACCUGUUCCCCAGGUGAAAUGAACAUCUGCUUCGAGUCUGAGGAUGCCGAGCGUCAGGCCAGUGAAGAGUGGAAGCUAAGCCAGUCGCCCCUUAUCCUGGCGACCUACCACUCUGGCUGCGGUGACUACUCGAGUGGUGCACGAAGCUAUUGGAACGUGUCCUCGAUUACCUUCCAAUCGGGGCAGCGAUGCGCGCGUGCCAGUGUGACUGAGGUGCCGCUGGAGGAGGCGGCUAAGGACUUCGACCUGGCAUUCGGCCAUUACCAAACCGCAAAUAAUGGAGCAGUAACUCGUCGCAGCACAGGAGAUACGAUGAUCGCCUCAAGCAGCACUGAAGACAUUUCCGAUGACCCGGAAGCGCUUUCUGACUUCUUUGGCAUAGAGAUCACAGAGGACUACACCGAAGUGCCGGAAGCCGAGCCUCUCCAAUACAACGGCUCUGCAACGAUUGCAAGGAGGCAAGUACUUCAUCGAAGAUCGGUCAUAGGUUGGUUUAAGGAGAAAGUUACGCAAGUGAAAGAAGCCGUUGUGGAAGGAUAUCAUAAAUAUGUUGAGCCGGUCGUCAAAAAGGUUGUCGAUUUUGGCGAGAAGAUUGGGAACUUGAUCCAGGAUGCUCUGGGUUACGAAUGGAGUCUUGCAGCAUCGGUCAGUCAGAACUGGAAUAUAAAUGGGAAGGGUACUCAGAAGGUUCCCACCACGUCUGGUCUGUUUGGCGAAGGCGAGGGCCUAGUAAUUGCGGCUAGUGGGGUCUUCCCAGGUGAGCUGAGCUGCGAGAACUGCUACGCCAAGGGUGAUGUGUCCGUCUCUGGUCACAUUGGAUGGAGCAUCAGUGAUGGCCUCAAGACAGGCUAUCUCAAAGCCGGCGGGUCAUGGGACUCCCAAUUGGCGCUGGCUAUGAAGCUGCAGGGCCAGAAGAAGAUUGAGGGAUACAAGAAGCAGCUGCUGUCCAAGAAUCUGGUCAACCUUGAGAUCCCCGGCGUCAUCAGUAUCGGGCCUGAAGUAUCGCUCAGUGCCGUCAUCGAUAUCUACUUCCAAGCCCAGGCAAACGUCCUCAUCGGAGCCCGCUUUGAGGUCUCCUCGGGUGAGGCAUACUUGGACCUAGUCAGCACGGCGAACAAUAAGCUCAGCGGGUUCAACACCAAGUUUACGCCCAUUUCCAAGUUCGACGGGGCCGAGGCGACGGUAACUCUCGACUUUGGCCUGCCGCUUGGCCUGGAGUUCGGCAUAGAUUUGCUCAAUGGCAAAUGGAAACGUACCGCCGGCAUCUUCGACCAGCCUUCAUUCCAGGUCGUUGGCAAAGCCCCAUCGUCGGAUUGCAGUGGCAUUGAUGUCAACCUGGUAGUGCAGAACUACUUUUACCUUAGUGUGGGCGGUCUCUAUGACUAUUCCAUCGACCUGCGCGAACUGUGGAGCAAGCCUUUGGGAUGUGUCGGGACUUCCCAAUCCUCCAGCAAGGUGGCACAAAGAUCUUUGGACAGCGAGAAGAUCACCAUCGAAGCCCGCCAGUCCAACACCACCCUCGAGGAUCCUGGACAAGCUGUCAACGAAACCUUCGGCAACGGCGGCAGCUCAUCACAGCCUCCGACAUUGGUUCCUGUCGCCGUGAACGAGACCGCUGUCGAGCCUGUCACUGGUUUCUCCUACAAGCUGGUCUCGGAUAUUAACGAGACAGCCAUCAUGAUCUCGGGCAAGGAAGAUCGCAUCUACCUCGCCCCGUAUGGUGACCCAGAUGCCAGUAGCGGCGCUCCCUUUGCCGUGGAGGCUGAGGCCUCCGAAUUGGUGCUCAUCGGCGACGUUUUUGGUGGAUACUUCAACUACAACCCCACCGAGAUGAAGCAAGCCGGAGUUAGCAACCUCCGCUCCUCCAGAUUGACCAAUAUACCGGUCGGUUCCAAAUUCAUUGCUUUGGCCGAAGUCCCUACUGAAGAACUUGGCAAAUCCUCAGGUAUGUACGUGGGGGUGGAUGAGGAUAACUUCUACGCCCUCGUGGCGUGCAGUGUGAUCGACAUGGGGACUCGCGUAUAUGUGGCCAACGCCAGUACCAAUGCGGUGGAUAAGUUGAACAACAACGAACUCGCGGAUACUGUGGUGGGUGGUAAUGUCCGCGGGUGCCAAUAUGUAUAUCUGACAUCUGGCACGAAGGGGUUGGUUGUGAUUUGA